Exaiptasia diaphana is the source of this 865-nucleotide messenger RNA. RefSeq names its product zinc finger matrin-type protein 2. Gene Ontology annotation, cellular component: nucleus; spliceosomal complex; U4/U6 x U5 tri-snRNP complex. Gene Ontology annotation, molecular function: zinc ion binding; nucleic acid binding. The transcript has 2 exons. The record is from RefSeq and is a predicted model, not a curated record. Bases 93 to 704 code for a protein of 203 amino acids. Lineage: Eukaryota; Metazoa; Cnidaria; Anthozoa; Actiniaria; Aiptasiidae. Gene Ontology annotation, biological process: mRNA splicing, via spliceosome.
AGUGACCAGGCCAUCGUAUAGAAAUUCUGWGUUGAAGGUUUUGCUAGUGCUAUCAAUUUUAGCAAGUUUUUCGUUCAAAUUUAACUGUAGGAAUGGCAUCUAAAGCGACUGGAAAGAAUGAUAACUUUCGUCGUACUUGGGACAAGGAUGAGUACGAGAAAAAAGCGAAAGAAAGACUUCAAGAAUUGGAAGACGACGACGAACCAAGCUCGUCAAGUCAAAGAAGAGAAGCUCCCAUAAAACGCAAACUUUUAAAGAAAAGAGAAUAUGAAGUUGAUCUAGAGUCUAAUCUUGGCAAAUCUGUAGUAAUUACAAAGAGCUCAACAAUGUCUCAAAGUGGAGGAUAUUAUUGUAACGUKUGUGAUUGUAUUGUAAAAGAUUCAAUCAACUUUUUAGAUCAYAUUAAUGGCAAAAAACAUCAACGAAAUUUAGGCAUGUCUAUGAGAGUCGAAAGGUCUACACUGGAUCAAGUUAAAAAGCGUUUUGAAUUAAAUAAAAGGAAAAGAGAAGAAGAAAAACAAACAGCUGAUUAUGACUUGGAUGAGAGGGUUGCCAUACUUAAGGAAGAGGAAGAACAAAGAAAACAACAAAGAAAAGACUACAAAAGRGAAAAGAAACUAAAAACUCAAGACCAAGAUAGUGGUGUCGAUCCUGACAUGGCAGCCAUGAUGGGUUUUUCAGGAUUUGGAAGCAGCAAGAAGUAGUCCACCUGCAAACGUUUUCACUUUGUAUUAUUGUAAAUAAUUCUCAAGUAUAGUUGUAUUGGACCUGGAUAACACUCCAUUCAUUCUACGUACURGAACACAGAUAAUGUUCAUGCAGUAUAAUGAGACAAAAGGUAUUAAAAACAACGGUGUACAUACUA